AUGGAGGUGUUAUUAAAUUAUGCUUUAUCAGUAGAAACCUUCCACGUGGCUUCGUGCCUGUGGUACAGCGAUACUGCAGGGAACAUGAAUGCUCUACCUGGAGCGACACCAAGCAAUCACGGACUCGACAAGCGAGCCACUUUUGUACAAGGAAGACGAACACUCGAUCUCAUAGAUCAUCUUCACUGCGACGUCUUCAAUCAAGAUAAAUUCUUGAUCAACGGUGUCGAAGUGCGCAUGAGGCUUGUUCGUUCGAAAUACUCCUUCUGCCUUAUGGAGGGAAAUACUAUGUCACGGAUACGCAUUUUAGAUGCUACACUACUCAUCAGAAGAGCUACAAUAAACCCAGGCAUAUUACUCGCUCAUACGAAAAUGUUGACCAGGACUACUGCUAAAUACCCCCUCACGAGAAUCGAGGUUAAAUCAUUCACGAUUCAUAGCGGCGUCGUAGGAGAGACACUGGACAACGUCAUUUUUGGACAAAUACCAAAGCGCAUAAUUGUCGGCUUUGUCGAUAACAAAGCGUUUAACGCUGCCCGGCAUUUAAAUCCAUUCAAUUUCCAGUAUUAUGAAAUAAAUUUCUUUUCGUUGUAUGUCGAUGGUACUCAAAUCUCUAGCAGACCGUUACAACCCAAAUUCUCUGGUAACGAGAUGUUCUACGUCGAGGCGUAUCACACACUUUUCUCAGGAACAGACAUUCACUUUUUGAUCGAAACUAAUUCCAUAUCCAGAGGAGAUUAUCCUGCUGGUUAUACUCCUUUCGCUUUUGAUCUCACUCCUGAUCUGUCAGCUAAUUGCGCGAGCCAAUGGAACCUUGUGAAACGCCGUAGUUUACGAAUGGAAGUACUAUUCGAAAGAGCCCUCACAACAACGGUCAAUUGCUUAGUUUACGCUGAAUUUGAAAGUGUGCUGGAAAUAGAUUCUUCUCGUCAAGUCAUUGUAGAUUAUAGCAGUUAG
Messenger RNA from Harpegnathos saltator (Jerdon's jumping ant), 957 nucleotides. RefSeq lists its product as uncharacterized. Gene Ontology annotation, cellular component: cytosol. Gene Ontology annotation, molecular function: ribonucleoside-diphosphate reductase activity, thioredoxin disulfide as acceptor. Gene Ontology annotation, biological process: deoxyribonucleotide biosynthetic process. The record is from RefSeq and is a predicted model, not a curated record. The transcript has a single exon. NCBI's taxonomy places the organism in Eukaryota, Metazoa, Arthropoda, Insecta, Hymenoptera, Formicidae. The coding region runs from base 1 to 957 and encodes 318 amino acids.